Molecule: messenger RNA, 1567 nt
Organism: Phragmites australis (common reed)
Lineage: Eukaryota; Viridiplantae; Streptophyta; Magnoliopsida; Poales; Poaceae
Exons: 1
Coding region: 1-1287 (428 amino acids)
Source: RefSeq, a predicted model, not a curated record
AUGGGUUACGCUAUGCGUAUCCAGUUAUAUAUCACCAGUUGUUUCUUGCAUUACUGUUCUAUUUUCUUAUCCUCCGAUGAUGUUUCGCAUCGCCAUGUCUCUUUGGAAACUAGCCGGUUAUCGCCGAAGGCCCAAAAAUUACAUUCCACCAUUUCGGCCCAAGAGGCCGAGACCGACAUGUCGCAUGGCCUCAUGUUGUCACUGAGAAAUGAAACCGUGCCCGAUGCAGAGGCCAGCGUUCACCGCAUGCGCCGCCGCCGCAGCCUCCUGCUUCCCGGUGUAACCUCCCUACCCAUGUUCCCGCCGCUCCCCCACCUCCGGCGCCGCCUCCUUGCCACAACCCCCAAACUCCUCGCCCCGUCUUUAUUCUGCUCCCUCUCCACCGCCACCGCACCGGCAGCCCGCAAGCCGACCACCGCCGUUGCCGUCCUCUGGGACCUGGCCGCCUCCCGGCCCCCCUCCAAGCUCCCCCUCUACGACGCCGCCGUCCGACUCCACCUCGCCGCCACCUCCUUCGGCCGCCUACGCGUCUCCGCGGCCUUCCUCCACCCCUCCCACCGCCUCCCGGCCCCCACCCCCACCGCGUCGGCCGCCACGAUCCACCUCUGCCGCGUCUGCGGCCGCCGCUUCCGAGCCCGCGACGUCCUGCUUCGCCACUUCGACGCCAUCCACGCCCGCGAGCACGCCAAGCGCCUCGCCCGCAUCGACUCCUCCCGGGGCGACCGGCGCGUGCGCCUCGCCGCGGCGCUCUCCCUCAAGCUCUCCAAGUAUGAAAAGGCCGCCCGCGAGCUCACCGCCGCCGCGGGCCUCGCAUCCCCCGCCAACGACCUCCAACGCGCUGGCGUCCGCGUCGAGCACUCCCGCACCCCCGCGGCCUCCCUCCGGGAGCGCGCGCAGCAGGUGCUCGACGAAGGGUCUGUGGGGUGCCUGAUGCUGGUCUCGGGUCACGAGGAGCUCGCCUCCCUGCUACGGCUUGCUAGAGAGAAGGGUGUACGGUCGGUGGUGGUCGGCGGGGAGUCCGGGCUGGCGAGGUGGGCUGACGUGGGGUUCAGCUGGGCGGAAGUGGUCGCCGGGAAGGCCAGGAAGGCGGCGCCGUCGGUGUCCGGGAAGUGGCGGGACAGGGACGUGCUCAAGGGGCUGGAGUGGAGGUACGAAGAGGACGAGGAGGAAGAGGUGGUGUUUGAGGACGGUGCCGGAGACGGGUUUGAGGAAUUGGCGGGGAAGGUGAAGGGGAGGCCGUGGUGGAAGCUGGACUCUGACGGUGAGGACUCCGGCGUUGGUGGUUGAACGAUCACAAUUUGUUUGCACAUAAUGUGUUUGCUCUUGUGCCGCUUGGGUACCUUCAAAGGAAGCAUGGAUCAUGGCACAUGAGUGGUGUCAUGAGGUCAUUGAAGUGUAGCAUUUUGUGCGUAGGUGGAGUAUCGCUUCAACGGUCGUGUAACUUGUAAGAGAUAAUCUGUGCGAGAGCUUUGCUUUCGUCUCUUGUCAUAGUAGCUAAUAUCAUUUGAACUUGCAUGACCAAAAUUGAUGCUGCGCAUUCACACAUAGAAAUGCUUAUCUUUGUAAA